GGUUUUCCUUCAACCCUGCUACACUUUCUCUAUCGCAACUUCGCAAGCCGUAGGUUUCAGACAGAGACUGUGCGAGCUCGCAAUGGCGGCAAAAGCAAGAAACCCCAGGAAGACCCGAAACCCAGAUCUGGUUCGUGGGGUGGGUAAGUUCUCGAGGUCCAAGAUGUACCACAAGCGUGGUCUUUGGGCCAUCAAGGCCAAAAACGGCGGCGUUUUCCCACGCCAUGAUGCGAAGCCAGCGGCUGUGACCCAACCCCAGAAGCCGCCCAAGUUCUAUCCUGCCGAUGACGUCAAGAAGCCGCUUGUCAACAAGCGCAAGGCUAAGCCCACCAAGCUCAGGGCUAGUAUUACACCAGGGACUGUGUUGAUUAUAUUGGCUGGAAGGUUUAAGGGCAAGAGAGUUGUUUUUCUUAAGCAGCUCCCAUCUGGGUUGCUUCUUGUUACUGGGCCCUUCAAAAUUAAUGGUGUUCCUUUGAGACGUGUGAAUCAGGCCUAUGUGAUUGGCACUUCCACCAAGGUUGACAUUUCUGGGGUGAAUGUAGAAAAGUUUGAUGACAAAUAUUUUGCAAAGGAAGUUGAAAAGAAGAAGAAGAAGGGGGAGGGAGAAUUUUUUGAGGCAGAGAAAGAGGAAAAGAAUGUGAUCCCGCAAGGAAAGAAGGAUGAUCAGAAGAGUGUUGAUGCUUCAUUGAUAAAGUCCAUUGAGGCUGUCCCAGACUUGAAGGCAUACUUGGCGGCGAGAUUCUCUCUUAAGUCAGGCAUGAAGCCUCAUGAGCUCGUGUUUUAGACCAUUAUCGCAGAUUAUCAGUGACUGUAUUUUCAUUUUACCAGAAUAUCCAAAAUUUUGUGUUGAUUGGUUUUACUUGCAUUUGGCCAUUUUGAUUUAUGGUAAGACUUUCGUGGUUCAGUUGAUAUAAUCAUAAACAGAUCUUGGCCUUUGUCAAUGUUUGUGGUCAUUUCCCA
Molecule: messenger RNA, 960 nt
Organism: Prunus dulcis (almond)
Lineage: Eukaryota; Viridiplantae; Streptophyta; Magnoliopsida; Rosales; Rosaceae
Product: 60S ribosomal protein L6-like
Exons: 4
Coding region: 83-784 (233 amino acids)
Biological process (GO): ribosomal large subunit assembly; cytoplasmic translation
Cellular component (GO): ribosome; cytosolic large ribosomal subunit
Molecular function (GO): RNA binding; structural constituent of ribosome
Source: RefSeq, a predicted model, not a curated record